Molecule: messenger RNA, 2300 nt
Organism: Alternaria alternata
Lineage: Eukaryota; Fungi; Ascomycota; Dothideomycetes; Pleosporales; Pleosporaceae
Product: Cupredoxin
Exons: 5
Coding region: 493-2244 (583 amino acids)
Molecular function (GO): oxidoreductase activity; copper ion binding
Source: RefSeq, a predicted model, not a curated record
CACCGCGCUAAUUGUACAGCCGUCUUAUCUAUUGAGUGACCGAGAAAGCCACAUGCUGAUCUUCUCGCAUCUACAUUUGUUGAUGCCGAAGAUACUCAGGCGCUCACCACAUUCUUGUGGCGUACUGGUUGAAGAUCCCCCUUGCCUUCCUUUUUCUUGGCUUUUAUCACCCAAAGCAUGCAUCUUCGAUGGGGCGAACUCUCCGUGAACUUCCUUUCCCGAGAUGGUGAAUCAUGUUUCUAUUUCGGAGUCACUACAUACGGAUAAACGCACCUGGGAGUAAGCCACAAACGUCCUUGCGUCUGUCCUUCGUUCUGCCAGAGACGCAGGAUCUAUCAGCUGGCCAUGUCUCAUCGAACGGACUGGUCCUGAUAUACUACGUCAAUGAAAACGACUAGUGUGGUUGCAUGAGAUGUGCUAUCGUUCUCCCCUUAAAGCUUUCGAGAUGCCGCGGAGGACGUGUCGUCAAGUUGGUAGGUUUUUCAUCUCAAUAUGUUUUCUCCCUUUGUCACUCGUUCAUUUCUUUUCGUUAGCUGUUUGACACACAGCAUACAUGCCACUCCUUUAGCCAGCGUGACUUUGUCAUCUCUCAUUGCACUCCCUAGCGAGACGAGCGUGCCACCAUACGACACGAUACCACCGAACAACAAAUCGGAAAGAUGGGACAGUCCAGAAUACACAUGGAUCUUCCAGUAUCCUCUACCUGUACCCCCAGUGAAGAAGUCGACAUUUACAUAUACCAAUGAGACUACCGGUGCCAUUAUCGAUUACUACGAGGUUGAAGUCAAGUCGGCCACGAAACAAAUAUACCCUAAUCUACCAGCUACCUCUUUAUACACAUAUGAUGGGUUGUCACCAGGACCAACUUUCAUGAUGCGAAAAGGGCGAGAGGCUGUGGUUCGCUUCACCAACAACAGUCCCACAAACUCAUCUGUCCACGUCCAUGGACAGUAUAACCGCGCCCCUUUCGAUGGCUGGGCUGCCGAUUACGCUCAUCCUGGCCAGUACAAGGAUUAUUAUUAUCCAAAUGCACAGAAUGCGCGAUCCAUCUGGUAUCACGACCACACUGAGCGUCAAACUGGCGAGAAUGUCUACAUGGGUCUAUACGGCUUCUAUCUUUUAACGGAUGAAGACGAACAAGCCCUCGACUUACCAACUGGCGAUUACGAUAUCCCAUUGGCCUUGAGUGCGAAACAAUACGCCGCCGAUGGCUCCCUUCUCUUCGAUACACAUAAUAACACUGGACUUUGGGGCGAUGUGAUCCAUGUGAACGGUCAGCCUUGGCCGUACAUGAACGUUGAGCCGUGUAAAUAUCGCUUUCGCGUCCUUGAUGGUUCCGUCAGUCGUUCUUACAAUCUAUACUUACAAGACGAUGAAACUGAAGAGUCACUGAGUUUCGACAUGAUCGGCUCGGAUGGUGGACUGUUCUCUCAUCCAGUAAACACGAAGAGCUUCGCGAUCGCUGAAGGCGAACGCUACGAGAUGGUCGUCGACUUCGCCAACUACAAGGGCAAGAACAUUACAAUGCUCAACGAGCGUGGGAUGGCGGGCAAUCUUGAUUAUGCUGCAACCGAUCGUGUCAUGCGAUUCGUAGUCAGUGACACUGCAGCCGAUAGCACCAACAACGACCCCGUGCCGUCUGACCUUCGCUACAUUCCUCCACCACCACAAACCAACGUCACUAAGAAUUUCACUUUCUCUCGAAUUGAUGGCGAGUGGCUCAUCAAUGGAGUUGGUUGGGAGGAUAUCGAGAACCGAAUCUUGACAAGACCUGUUUUAGGCAAGGACGAGAUUUGGGAAUUGAGACACGGAGGUGGAAAUGCCUCGCAUCCUGUUCAUAUCCACCUCGUUGAUUUCCAGGUGCUUUCUCGCACUGGCGGCCGUAACGAUGUGAUGCCAUACGAGGCAGCGGGUGAAAAGGAUGUCGUUUGGAUAGCCCCUGGUGAAUCCGUCCGUGUUGUGGCUAGGUACGCACCAUGGGAGGGUGUCUACAUGUUCCAUUGUCACAACCUUAUCCAUGAAGACCAUGACAUGAUGGUUGCGUUCAACGUCACGAACCUCGAAAAAUGGGGCUACGAUAAUACUACGGUCUUCAUAGAUCCUAUGGAGCCAGAAUUCCGACCGAAGAACAUUGACACCGCGGAUUACACGGAAGAGGCUAUACGCAGCAAGCUAGACUGGUUCUACAGCCUCAAUGCCUACAACGAGCGCUCUGAGCAAGAAUUUGAGGAGGACCGUGCCUAAUAAAGAUAUGAUGGUUCUCUUAUAUAUGAUCAGACUCGGUCAUGUGUCACUUCUCU